UGACGUUUGCUGGGCCGUCUGUUUGCUUCUUUCCAUCUCCGUCCAUCCAUCCAUCCACCCCCGUUCUUCUUUCCGGCCCGCCUCGUGCUCGCCACCUCACUGUCUUUACUGCCUACUCCUGUCAUUCUUUUCGUUUGUGUAUAGUACUCUGUGGGAACAUCGUCUACCCACACCUCCCUCUCCCCCUGCCUAUCCCAUCCACAUAUCACCACCAUGCCCCGUAUCGCCGCCCGCACAGAAACAUACGACACGAUUCGCGAGUGCAACAGACACUACCGCGCCAAGCGGGACCACAUCCUUCACAUGCUGGGCAAAGCAUCCUACAUCGAUGGCUCUCAAUUCCUCAUCACCUUCAUCUCCCCCAAAGGCGAGAUCCACACCUUCCAAUCGACACUCCUGAAAGAACCGUUUGAAACAAAGCAGAAGGUGGAUGAGGGUGGCGGUCUGUUGAAUAUGGACUCGCUGAAGUACCAUGCCGCGCAAGUGAAGCAAAAGCUGAAGCAGCGAAGAGAGGAGGAAGGGAAGAGUAAUGCUCAGAUCGUGCCGGGUGCCAAGGGGAAGCUUUUGCCCGUCGGGUCAGAUGAUGAAGACGAGGACGAUGUCGAAGACGACGACGCCGACGAUAUCGACCCUGACAGAACCCUUGUUGAACCUCCCACCCCUGCUGUCGCCAGCUCCAGCAAACUUCCUUCCGAUCAAGACAAGACCGUCUUUACCAUCCAACCCGACGACAUCGUGCCCUACUAUGAGAAACGUUUCUCGUCGGUGCAACAGGAGGUCUGCAAGCAGGUGGCCAAGGCUUGGAUCAAGGUCGUUGAGCCCAAGAAGCAGAGCAGAUUUCCUUACAACAAGGGUGACAAGUCCAAGCCCAAAUGGUGGCCCAAAUCCAUCGAGCACCGUGCCCCGGACCAUCUCACCAAAGAACAACGACUUUCCCUCCUCAUCCACAUGCUCCGAGGCAACCUUGCCAAGGUGGCUGACUUGGAACUGUCGGUGGCCACGAUAAUGGCGUGGUUGCCUGCCGACAAGUUGGAGAUCAUCCGUGAGAUCUGUUUGGUGGCUCGUGCCGAUGAAGUUUGGAGGGCGUCUGGCAAAGCCGACCGGCCUCUUGUGUUGACUAUUCCCGAAAGUCUUCGUGAAGUAUGGCUUGCGGGGGAGACUCUUCCUCGGUACACCAACGAGGCUCCUCUUGGUGCCGCUGCCGUCAGAGCUGCCACUGAGGGAGCUGCUAUCCAUGCGGCUGCAAUGGCUGAAUCCCAGGCAGAGCUGUCGCAGGCUAUGUCUCCUGCAUCAGCGCCCCCCGUCGAUUUCUCCAAGUCUUCGUUGGUCGAAAAGACCAAGAAGCGACCGAGCCCCUUGGGCAUGUCCGACAAGCUCAACGCCCGAAUGCCGGCUCCCAAGCGCCAGAGAUCGACACCGUCUAUCAAUUACACCCCCAUGCACCCCAACGACUACAACUGGCGUCCCCAAGGUUACAUGCCCAACCACCAACCUCCCUUCACUCCUCUCGGUCUCCAUCUUCACGACCCCAACCCCUAUCCUCCUCCAUUCUCUCACGUACCUCUUGGUCCUCAGCACCACCAAGCUCCCCCUCCUCAUGUGCAUGGCCAUAUGGGAGAGCAUGCGCCGAGGUACCACCACGUCCCGCCUAUCAUGACGAGGCAUCACUCCAUGGGCGAGCCCUCUCCCAUCUAUUUGACACCCGCUAUGGCUUCUCCCAUGCUUGAGGACUUUAGCAACCAGCAGGGAGAGGCACCUUCAUUCAUGUAUAUCGACCCUUCCAUCACUCAGCCCGGCUCUGCUGGUAUUGACCCUUCCUCCCAGACGUCGAGUACGUCGCUCUCUGCCCCGACCCCUACUUCUGCCCCGCCGGCGCUCUCCCAGCCUCUACCUGGCAGCGCCGACUUUUCCAGAUCGGGUAGCCAACAAGGCUACAUGCAGCAGCAACAGAUGGAGUACCUAGAGGCACACACGCCGCAGAGAUACGAGUAUCUGGCUCCUACACCACAGGGCGAUACUGGCUUUGAGAGAUUCUAUGAAGGAGAAAGCUUCGACUAUGGGAUGCCGGUCGUGAGCGACCAAGUAUACUAAGGGAGGAAUAGUGCUCGUUGAGGAGUGCUUGUGCUAGAUUGCUGUAGCCUGCUUGCGCCUUUUGCUCAUUUAACGAUUUCGUAACGUACUUUUAUGCCGUGUUGCCCUGGACAUUUAUCUUGCCCGUACACAAACUUAUCAUGUCAUUUUCGCAUAUACAUACCCUAUUUCCAUCACCCCUAGUACUCUUAGAACCCUUAGAAUACCCCCAUGCAUUGCAGUAAUUGUUGAAAGAGAUACCGUUGAAAGAGGACAGUCGCGGGCGGAUAUCGCCGGAAUGCCCGAAAAGUGGCAUUUCUUUUCCUCUGGCGAUUCUUGUCGCUCGACCUCCAAC
Messenger RNA from Cryptococcus amylolentus CBS 6039, 2425 nucleotides. RefSeq lists its product as hypothetical. Bases 214 to 2091 code for a protein of 625 amino acids. The transcript has 4 exons. The record is from RefSeq and is a predicted model, not a curated record. NCBI's taxonomy places the organism in Eukaryota, Fungi, Basidiomycota, Tremellomycetes, Tremellales, Cryptococcaceae.